Molecule: messenger RNA, 687 nt
Organism: Acytostelium subglobosum LB1
Lineage: Eukaryota; Evosea; Eumycetozoa; Acytosteliales; Acytosteliaceae
Exons: 2
Coding region: 1-687 (228 amino acids)
Molecular function (GO): protein-lysine N-methyltransferase activity
Source: RefSeq, a predicted model, not a curated record
AUGGCUGACAGCGAUGACGAUGAUUUGUCUUUGAGACCUGACACAUUGGCUGUAUUACAGCAGUUCUUGAAAGAACAAUCUGCUCAACAAGAGACAGAACAACAGGGAACAGACAUUGGCGAGGAUUGGAACCUCUCUCAGUUUUGGUACGAACCAUCAACAUCACAACAUGUUGCAGAGACUAUAGCAAAAGAGAUAGAGGGAGAGGGAAAGAAGCGAGUGCUGUUCCUAUCGACACCAUCUAUAUUCAAAGCAGUACAUCAAGACGAAGCACUGUCUAAGCAGUUGGACUACCAUCUGUUUGAGUAUGAUAAGCGUUUCGGAGUGUUUGGCGACAGGUUCCGCUUCUACGACUACAGGGAUCCAGUUGGCUUCCCAGCGAGCUACAAACAAUCAUUCGACUACAUCUGCUUUGAUCCACCCUUUCUCAGCCAAGAGUGCAUUGAAAAGGUGGCACUGAGCAUAGAGGCGCUGUCACACGCCUCUACCCGACUGCUCAUUCUCACUGGUCGCAUUCAGUGGCCACACAUCAAUCGACUCUUUGCCAACAUGCGCGUCUGUAAAUUCAAGCCCGAGCAUCCACGUCUCCAGAAUGACUUCUUCUGCUGCUCCAACUACGACUCUGAGCAGCUUGGAAGAGAGGAGGAGGGUGUUUCCAAUACCGCCAGCACAAGCAGUAGUAGUUGA